AUACUAGGUUGGAGCACAGCGCAGACAGGAACAGCUGAAAAAGAAAAACAAAUCCACGACGACGACGGUACGAACGACAGAUGUUCGUCUGAAAUAUCGGUGACAUCAUCGCUGGUGGGAACAUUUUGUGCCACUGAAACAAAUUUGAAAAGUUCAGUCACUCCCAGAGGUUUGACCAUGGGGCGCAUCUUCUUGGACCACAUUGGCGGAACACGCCUCUUCUCCUGUGCCAACUGUGACACCAUCUUGACUAACAGGUCUGAGCUCAUCUCAACACGUUUCACUGGAGCCACAGGCAGAGCUUUCCUCUUCAACAAGGUGGUGAACCUCCAGUAUAGCGAGGUGCAGGACAGAGUGAUGCUCACCGGGAGACACAUGGUGAGGGAUGUCAGUUGCAAGAACUGCAACAGCAAGCUGGGUUGGAUCUACGAGUUUGCCACUGAGGACAGUCAGCGGUACAAGGAGGGACGUGUCAUCCUGGAGCGGGCACUGGUCAGGGAGAGUGAGGGCUUUGAGGAGCAUGUCCCCUCAGACAACUCAUGAGUCCCUAACCUUGGAUUAACUUGUGUGGAGAGCUCACUCCCGUGUCCUCCUCUCCCUUUCCUAGACCCCCUUGCCUAUGUGCUGCGCACCACCACUUGCUGAUGUAGUGGUCAGUGAAGUUUUGGCUUCACCCCCUUCUUCCCUGUCUCUGGCCUGUGACCUUAGACCUCUGCUCAUUAAAAGAUUGGUUUGCUAGCUCUAUUCUUAGUGAAUAGGUGUUCCCAAAAUGCUUCCCGAUUUAUGUGUCACACCCCAAAACAGCUGGAGACACAAAUAGGGAGUUGUAACUUCACUUCUUCGUACACGAUCACAGAAUUUUCAUUGUCUCUGCAAGGCAUGCUCCACACUUUUCCAUAUGGUAAUUAAACACCUGCAUGAUAAAUAGACAUGGUCAGUCACAUAAAAAAAACAUCAGUGCGUGUUUUUUUGUUUAUUUAGAUAACUGAAGGCAGUAGAGCUGAGUUUGUUCAUCAUUCAGAUGUGGGCAAAGCAACCAGCCCACUCUGCACAGCAAUGUUAAAUGAACCAAUGGAGGUGUCACUCUACGUAUUGCUUUAAUGGAGCUUGUGCUUCUGUGUCGUCAAAUUUGUCUCAAUGUAUUUGUCACUGGUGAGCACUGAAUGCAAUUAAGACCACGAUAGUUGUUAUAUUCUAUAUCAGUUACCUUUUAUUGGUGGUAGUGAAAUUAAUGUAAUAGUGUUUGAAAUCCAUGUACUCAUUCUAAUGACACCGUAAGGACUGCACAGAUUGAUGUCAUAUUUAAGUAUUUAUUGUUAUGUUUGACGAUGAUAGUUUUUAUUUAGAUCUGGCUCACAUGAUGUGCAUUUAUUUUGACUGACACGACAUUCUUAAGGUGUACACAAAAGUGUCCAAUUCUUGCAGUUCAUAGUGUGGAAGUAAUCUCUUGUACAGUAGACAAUUGUACAGUUGAUCCUACAAUUUAAUUCAAUUCUACCACUCUCCAUCUCUCACAAUGGAUUCUGUGCCUGUGUGGUGUGCCAUGUAAAGAGCAACAUGUCACUUUGGUGACUUAUGAGGAGCAUGUACCUUGCAGCCAUGUGUCUUCAGUUUGACAGAGGAGUAAUGUGUCUGAGAUGUGAUGAAGGCACUCUCUGGUUGCCUGCUGGCUUAAGGACAGGAUUAUGAGAGGAUGGGGCAUGCAAGCGUUUGAAAGUAGCCAGCACUGGGAGAUAAGCUUACAGAUAACCUCUGGAAAAACAACCUACAGCAAACAUUCACUUACCAGUUAAGACAUUAUAAUGCGGACAUCUGAACUACUUUCGGGAUAGGGAUGACCCAUCCUCUUUUUUUAAUCCUAGACUUUGGGGCACAUUUGGUCAUAAGAUGACUUGUUUCUUACAACUCAUAGCCAAGCAAAGCUUUAAUGGAGUAUUAGUCUUUAAAGUUGAGCCUUUGUCCUCUGACUAUGCCAGAGCCUCCAUUUUAUAUCAUCAGUGUCUUGUGAAGAUUUCAAUCAAAAUGUCAAAUCUUAAAAAAAAAUCUCAUUGACAUUUGAGGUUAUUUUUGGAGUGGGUUGUUACACAGCAUCAUGGCCCUGGUGUAACAUAGUGCCAUUUCAGAAUGUGCAUGCCUGCGGGCUUUAACAGAAUGGUCCAGCCUUCACAUGUGACAGUUAAUGUUUUUUGCUGUCCUUUACAAGGUGAUGCAAUAAAGGGCAACUGAACAAUUGCUAAAUUAAAUAGAAAUAGUUUAUACAGGACACUGACUCCAUCCAUAUACCCAAGUCAGUGCAGUUUAAGUCAAUGGCCGUGACAGAAUAUUAUAAUUUUUUGUUGUUCACUUUUACCAUUUUAUUGAUAGGCCAUUGUUUUUAUUUGCUUUACUUGAUAUUAUUUUAUUGUCUGACACAUUUAUCAUAUUGUAUAUUUCCCAGGUUGUAGUUUUUAACAAAAAAAAAAAGUUUUCUUGUAUGGCUAUAGUAAAGUUUUCUGAUGUGAUUUUUAAAUAAACAUGUGGUCUUGA
Messenger RNA from Micropterus dolomieu (smallmouth bass), 2526 nucleotides. RefSeq names its product protein yippee-like 5. Bases 178 to 543 code for a protein of 121 amino acids. NCBI's taxonomy places the organism in Eukaryota, Metazoa, Chordata, Actinopteri, Centrarchiformes, Centrarchidae. The transcript is spliced from 3 exons. The record is from RefSeq and is a predicted model, not a curated record.